AUGCUUCACUUUGCUGACGAGAGGAGCAGGAUGAUGACGUGGAACGUGCGGGUCAGGGUGGCACUCGGGACUGCUCGAGCUUUGGAGUACUUGCAUGAAGUGUGUUUGCCUUCAGUUGUACAUAGAAAUUUGAAGUCGGCCAACAUUUUACUGGAUGAAGAGCUCAAUCCUCACCUUUCAGAUUGUGGAUUAGCUGCUAUGGCACCAAACACAGAACGACAGGUAUCGUCCACCCAGAUGAUAGGCUCAUUUGGUUACAGUGCACCUGAAUUUGCCUUGUCCGGAAUAUAUACUGUCAAAAGCGAUGUAUACAGCUUUGGUGUAGUCAUGCUCGAGCUUCUAACCGGAAGGAAACCUCUUGAUAGUUCAAGAGUGAGAUCAGAACAGUCGCUCGUGAGAUGGGCAGCUCCUCAGCUUCAUGAUAUAGAUGCUUUAUCGAAGAUGGUGGACCCCAACUUAAAUGGCAUGUACCCUGCAAAGUCGUUGAGCCGAUUUGCUGACAUCAUUGCUCUUUGUGUCCAGCCCGAACCCGAAUUUCGGCCCCCCAUGUCUGAGGUAGCACAAGCGCUUGUCCGGUUGAUGCAAAGGGCAAGCAUCUUGAAAAAACAGUCGAGUGAUGGAUCUGGUUUUGUGCUUCGAACUCCCGACCCUGAACCAAGUGACAUGUUAUGA
Molecule: messenger RNA, 672 nt
Organism: Striga hermonthica
Lineage: Eukaryota; Viridiplantae; Streptophyta; Magnoliopsida; Lamiales; Orobanchaceae
Source: the annotation of a GenBank genome assembly